AUGGCUGAUGCUGGCCGAGUAUGGUUUUUACAUGUUACACGUGUAUUCCACAGCAGAUAAUUUGUUUAAUAGCGUUGCUUGCGCAUUGUAGUACUCCUAACAGUCAAAAAGCCGCAGCCAGUAGGCUAGUAGGCGAACGCUUCAGCGGCCAAAUUAAAUGUGCGAUUGUAUUAUUAAAAUGCUACUCAGUGCUAAUAAGUCAAAACUAGCAAAAAGAGUACGAGUGACUUCACGAGCAUCAGUGACAAAAUCCUUUACUAAAUCUGAAGUGAAAGUAAGCAAACAGACCCAGUCCUGGUUCAUAGCCUAUUCUAAAAUCCAUAAUGUGAAUGUCUGAAGACUAUGUAAACCAAUUUUACAAUCUCAUACAUACAUAAUGCCAAAGUGAUGAAGAGAAAAAUAGUAGGCUAUCUGACGUCCGGUCAUUUUAACAAACAGAAUUGCUGCGCUCCAGAUGUGACUGGGAUUGUUGUAUAUGUUUCUCAGCCAACUCCAGUUUCUGAGUCGAAUUAACUAUAAUUGGACAGCAGGUUUCCCCAACAGUGCGCGAUGGCCGAGGUCGGGGGCUUUCUUGGGACAUUCGAUUUGGAUUUACAAGUGUUUCCAGCACUCGGGAGUAUUCCUUUGCCUGAACCGCCUGUGGGUUUGAAUGAAAGACUGGGGCAGAUUGAAGGGAGGUUGCAGCGAGGGUCGCUGACAGAUUUUGGCCACCUGAAGGGUAUUCUACGGCGGCGACAGCUGUACUGCCGGACGGGUUUCCAUCUGGAGAUAUUUCCCAAUGCCACUGUACAAGGGACCAGGCAAGACCAUAGCAGAUUCGGGAUUUUGGAAUUCAUCAGCCUGGCUGUGGGGUUGGUCAGCAUCAGGGGAGUGGAUGCUGGACUCUAUCUGGGGAUGAACGAGAAGGGAGAGCUCUAUGGGUCGAAGAAGUUGACCGCAGAGUGUGUGUUCCGGGAGCAGUUUGAAGAGAACUGGUACAACACCUAUGCCUCCACGCUGUACAAGCACUCGGACACAGGGAGGUUCUACUAUGUGGCCCUAAACAAGGACGGUUCUCCCCGCGAGGGUAGCAGGACUAAAAAACAACAGAAGUUGACUCACUUCCUGCCCAGGCCUGUGGAGAUUGAGAAGAUCCCACAGGGAUACAGAGACCUGUUUCAGUAACCAGGGCAUUGCCUUGGACUGUUACCGGGGAAACUGGGGCAUUGCUUUUGGCCUGUAUGGCCUGGGAAUGCUGUAAAGAGUCUGAAGGCGAUUUCUCAUAACCCCCACCCCACCCCCCUCUCCAGGUGCGUUUAUGUCUGCUUUCCGGCCCAAAUGGAAUACACACUCCUUCGAGGCUAUCACCACAAACAUUGCGUGUGUGUUCCUGGAUAUAUCUGCUUCCUCCCUUGCUGGUACUUUUGAAAUCUUCAGUGAUUCAUCAAGGAUCAGUUUUCAGUCAUGGAGUCCACAUAAGAGAAAAUGCCAGAACAGGAGCUGACAAAUCUAUUGUGGUACAAGGCAGACUACCUGUAAGCAUAAAUGCGGGCCUAAUUCCAUCAGACUUUACACUCCUAUGUGCAACCUACCCAUCUAUGACAUGGAGUCAUUAAAGAAAGGAAGGAUGGCUAAUAGAACCUUGGGAUACCCAAUCUUAUCCACCUUUUACACAGGCCUGGGAACCAGUGUUCAGAGGUGGGUUCAUCCUGGUAAUUUCCCAGGUCUUCUCGAGUGUGAAAGUGUAACCUGGGAUUCAUUUGCUCAGUCAGCCAUAAAUUACAUUCUGUCCAAUUUCAAGGAGGUUUGAAAAAAAAAAAAAAGCGAAUAAAUCCAGAAAAGACUGGCCAAACAGUGGUUCGUCCAUGUUAUGACCCGCUCUAGGGUCAGACUGUAACAGGAAAUAGGAUAAGGGAAGUGAGUGGGGAAUGGGUAAUGGGAAUGAUAACUGCAGACUGACGAGCAACUCCGGUCCCUAUCUGCCUAUCCAAAACCAACUAACAUGGCUAGCCUUUGAAGGCAUGCCAGGUUCAGGGCAACUGAGUUUCGGGACACUUAGGGACAUAUUUACUAAGGAUUUGCUGGGCUUUUGAAGAUGCUAACGAGUCAAUUAGGAGGUAUAUGCUGGUAAAACGAGAUAUCUAAAAUUGUGGAAUACCUAAAAUUUGCGUGUUUGGGUUAAUGCAUAUGAAUUAACUCUGUAAAAAUAUGGGAGGAGAGAAUGUAAAUUUAUGCAUAUGACCUGCUACUGGUGAUUUGCAUCUGUUUUUUUAACAUCUGCAAAAAGCAGGUGUUAACUUCUUUUCAGCACAAGAUCAACAUGGCAUCAUCAGUGUGUUAGAAUAGGUUAGAGUCACCAUAAAUGUAACAGUUCUUGGAUUUUGCUAAUUUAUUCAGAAAAUAUUUAAAACAGAAUUGAUAUGUCAGCAGUCUAGACAUUAGCCUUUUCAGUUACAUUCAUAACUAUUGAAGUCGGAUGAAAUGAAAAUGCCCAAUAAUGUCUGUACGCAGGUUUUGUCUGCACAUACUAAUAUUAAUCAAGAAAAUACAUUUCCAGAUUAUUCACGAAAAAAGACAACUUCGUAACUUACCGUGUCGUGGACGAGGUAGCCGUUUCUUUUCCAUGAAUCACUUGGAGCAUCCAAAAGUUGAGGCUGUGUCAACACAGCAAGCAAAUUAGCUGAACACAUUUAACAUUAAACACUGAACUAACUUAAAGUGAAACACGUUGAUGAGUAAAAUUCAUUUCUUUAUUACAAUGCUUAAGGUUUCCCUAAAAGGACACUACAUGUGCAGUAGGUGGUUAUGAUAUUUCUUAAUCUGGGAGGUGGUAGAUCACUGAAUUGCACAUAUACAAACCUGAAAUGACUAUGGUAGCCAGAUUGUACAUUAAGUUAUUGACCGUGUUACAUUUAUCAAGCGUUACAUUUAUGGGGACUCUCCCAUACAUUUGCGAAAGGAGAGAAUCUUAUGAAAUAUUUUAAAACACACAACUUCUUAAUCAUUAGGAACAAUUGUCUGUUAGAAAAGUUGAGACACAGUGACUCUGGAGAUGGUUGGCUAUUCGGUACAGAAUUAAACAGCUUUAAAUAUUAAAACUGUGUUCUGAAGUUUUUUUUACUAGCGAGACGUGUUUAAACAUUUAAAGGUGACAGCACCGAUCCAUUGCAUCCAUGGAUCCUGACACCUUUCCUAAACCCGACCAGAGAUACAACAAUGCUGCUUUCCUGCCCUGCGCAAGGUGCAUCUUUAAUACUAGCAGUACAUUUAAAUGAACUUUGUGCGGCUAUACUCAUUUACGUAACCAGUCUUGGUAUAUACCCCGCUAAAUUGAAAACAUGCAGCAAUGCAGAAGUUUGUGGCACUGAUGGCAAUAUUCAGCAUUAGCUUAGUAAAUAUGGCCCUUAGUCUGCGGGCUGAGACCGUAGGGUCUACAUAAGAACCAGAGAGGGUAGGAGGGGCCAGAUGGUGAAGCCUAGGAAGUAACGGGAAACGGCCUCUACUGCGCAUGCUUGAGAGCAAAAGAGCUUACUGCCCACUGAAUUCAGUGUGGAAAACCAAGGUGAUUUAACUACCAAAGUAAACCUCGUCGGUCCUUUUUUUGUGAUUAUAAAUUUCAUUAUGUGCAGCACUUUGUGAAACAAUGGUUUAUUGGUCCAGAAGUCUUUGGAAAAUAUUUAUUAAAAUGUGCAUAUUUUAUUACAUUUUACAUAUCUUUGCAAUCUGAUUUUCAUAUGAAACGUAACAUUUCAAAAUACCAUCAAGGACAUUUUAUUGUGCCUUCAAAAGUUUCAUAUUCCCCAUUCACUUUACUGAAAACUCCAAUGUUUUGCCCUCAACAUGCGCAGUACAGGCUUACGUUCACGACUUCACAAGCUUAGGUUAGAUGAAGGUGUGCUUGCCCGUCUUGUUAAAUAUGCAUGUCUAUGGCUGAGACCAAGAAUCGUAAUAGUGUACCUCCAACGGAAAUUUCAACUUCCACCCAGAGUCACCUUCAAAAUAAAAAAGGAAAAAUAAUAAAGCAAAAUAACAAAAUAGUGUCCCAGCCAAUAUGAUGAAGAACAGGAAGAACAAGACACACACGCAACAGAGACUAAUUUAAACACAAGACUUAUGACAGAGGUCCUAACAGUCCACACGCUUGAAAUCAUAGUGUAAUCAAACAUUUAAUGUCCAUAUUUAAUGGCAAAACACAAAAUAACCAAAAAAAAAAAAA
Molecule: messenger RNA, 4195 nt
Organism: Anguilla anguilla (European eel)
Lineage: Eukaryota; Metazoa; Chordata; Actinopteri; Anguilliformes; Anguillidae
Product: fibroblast growth factor 16-like
Exons: 3
Coding region: 550-1164 (204 amino acids)
Biological process (GO): animal organ morphogenesis; positive regulation of endothelial cell chemotaxis to fibroblast growth factor; fibroblast growth factor receptor signaling pathway
Cellular component (GO): cytoplasm
Molecular function (GO): fibroblast growth factor receptor binding; growth factor activity
Source: RefSeq, a predicted model, not a curated record